This is a messenger RNA of Ahaetulla prasina, 3677 nucleotides long. RefSeq names its product chemerin chemokine-like receptor 1 (gene CMKLR1). Gene Ontology annotation, cellular component: plasma membrane. Gene Ontology annotation, biological process: positive regulation of cytosolic calcium ion concentration; phospholipase C-activating G protein-coupled receptor signaling pathway; inflammatory response. Lineage: Eukaryota; Metazoa; Chordata; Lepidosauria; Squamata; Colubridae. The record is from RefSeq and is a predicted model, not a curated record. The transcript is spliced from 5 exons. Gene Ontology annotation, molecular function: G protein-coupled receptor activity; complement receptor activity. The coding region runs from base 765 to 2042 and encodes 425 amino acids.
CUCCUCUUCCAGCUGCAGAGUUGAGUGAAGAAAUUCCGGCUCAGAUGUGGUGAGCGCCUGGGACGGCUUGCCUUCGGCUUCUUUCCCUCGUGUAGAUGCUUCGAGGGCCGCUUGUCUCUUGAAGAACCUGCCUCGUGGUCCGUCUGCACUUCCAGAAGAUCCGGUGGCCUUUUUCCCUUUCCUCCGGGCUGUCCCUUCCGAUGAAGGAUGGUGUCCCUUGCUGAGUUGGCGGCGAGAACCUGCAACCCUCACCUAGACUGACUGAAACGCCACAGGCAGGUGGAGGAAUUCGGCUCCCGUUUCUCCUUCUGGAGGGGAUGAAAAGUGCUUUUGGUGAAGCAGAAGAGGCAGGAAGGUGACUUGACUGAGCCAAAGCUGGCAUCUGGGCUCAACAAGUGCCAAGAGAGCAUUGCUGGAGGAUCUGAAAAUCUUUCGGAGGGCAGCACUGAAAACCGUUUCACUCUGAUCAGAGCACCUGGCUGACCCUGAAAGAGGCUCGCCCUGAGCCAGGGGAUCACCACAUCGGUAAAUUAAAUCCUUCCCUCUGAUCCUGAAGGAAUCAUCUUAAGGCUCUCCCCUCUUCAGUUACUUCUGCAUGUCAGGCUUCUGGGCAGACUCCAACUAGGGCUUCCCAUGCUUGUCUUUCCCAGCUAGGCUCCGAUUUCACUCGGGGGUGGAACUCCAGCUGGCCAAAAGAGAUGGUUGCCUUGAUGUAGAUUAAAUGCUGGGGAAGGACAGUAUGUCAGCAAACCCGGGGAGCCUUGAUGGAUGCUGAGACGCAGAAUUCAUGUCUUGAAGAACAACUUCAGGCACUUUGGAGUCUCCAGUCUGGAAGCUCAUCAAGAGUCCAUGGUCAGCUUGAGUUAGCAUCCAGACUGCUGGUCCUGAAGACUUCCUUGAGCCAAAACAUCUUUCGAAAGGGACGUUUCCUCACCAGCAAAAUAAGACCACCAUCUCUUCACAAGGUCAUGGAAGAAUCGGAGAACGCUACGGAUUACUUAUACGAUGUUUUCGAAGACAUCAUCCCUGCUAGAGACACAUAUCAAGAAAAAACCCAAAUAGACCCCCUGACCAUCGUUCAAGUGGUCGCAGCUCUCAUCUACAGUGUUACCUGCCUCCUGGGUCUAUUGGGCAAUGGUUUGGUCAUCGCCAUUAUCUUCAAGAUGAAGAAGUCAGUCACCACAAUCUGGUUCCUCAACUUGGCAGCUGCUGACUUCCUGUUCAACGUCUUCCUGCCCCUGAACAUUGCCUACACCGCCAUGGGCUUCCACUGGGUUUUCGGCAGGGACAUGUGCAAAGUCAACAAUUUGCUUCUCAACCUCAACAUGUACACCAGCGUGUUUCUGCUGACCACAAUCAGCCUCGAUCGCUGUGUUUUGGUGGUCUUCCCAGUCCAAUCCCAAAAGCGUCGGACCACAACAAUUGCCUGGUUGCUCUGCAUCCUAAUUUGGGUGUUUGGUUUUCUAAUGAGCUCCCCUUCUCUUGUUUUUCGAGACACCACAACCUUCCGCGGCCGCAUCCUUUGUUUUCACAACUUCUCCUUGUCCAGUUCUCCAAACGACACCGCCCUUGGCCACCAGAGACACAAAAUGGUAACCAUCGUUCGCUUCUUGUUGGGGUUCAUCAUCCCAAUGAUCAUCAUCACAGUAUGUUACAUUACCAUAAUUUUUCGGCUGAAAAGAAACCGUCUCGCCAAGUCCAAGAAGCCCUUGAGGAUUAUUGUCGCCAUCAUCACCACCUUCUUCUUGUGUUGGUGUCCAUACCAUACUUUUCACCUCCUGGAAACUGAUCACCACUCGGUUCCAAACAGCGUCUUCGAGAUUGGGUUGCCCCUUGUCACCGCCAUCGCUGCUUCUAACAGCUGCAUGAAUCCCAUUCUGUACGUCUUCAUGGGCCAAGAUUUCAAGAAGUUUAAAGUAACCAUCCUGUCCAGACUGGCCAAUGCCCUGACCGAGGACACAAUCAAUUCGGUCCACUCUUUCUCACGCAAAAGCAUCACCAAAGCCAGUUCGAUGACUGAAAAAGAAUCAUUUUUACUCUGAGCUUUGGAACCCAACCUGGAUCGUAGUAGAUCAUUGGUUUCCAACAAUGGUCCAAAACUCCUCGUGGUUGCCUUCUUGGAUUACUCCCGUGGUUUCAGGAGGAACUUGACAUCUAAGCCGAUGGUAGUUAUGUGAUUCUAAGCACAACACUUGUUUAUUCUUAUCACAGCUUUUGGAAGGUUAUGGCAUAAAGACCUGAUCCUAGCCACAUAAGCAAACUUCACGACAAAGGAAGGCCCUGCGGUUGAACUUCAGCCUGUAACGUCUUCACUGCAUCCUACAAAUUCUUGACAAUAAGCAUAUUUUGAGCUCUGGGGAAAAUUGAGCACCCCCUUCACUGGUCUGAGAAUUGGGAAGUUUAGGGUUAACUCGUUUUAGACAGGACACUGAAACAGGUGUGUGUGUGUGUGUGUUUCCUAUUCAUUUGUACCCGUGUAAAUCCAGGUGUGAUUUCUCAUUCUAUCACCUUCCACAUGAGCAAACAUGUAAGAGGCUCAUUUUCUGCAACCCCCAAUUUUCCCUGUUGAGAAUUUAAUUCUAGUAAACAACAACAACAACAGCAACAAGCACAACCCUUUCCUUCCACUCUAUAAACCAGGGGUCUACAACCUUGGCAACUUUAAGCCUGGAGGACUUCAACUCCCAGCAAAGCUGGCUGGGGAAUUCUGGGAGUUGAAGUCCACCAGGCUUAAAGUUACCAAGGUUGGGGACCCCUGCUAUAAAUCACGCUCCGGAGAAAAAUUAUUUCAUACAAGUUUUCUCCAGCAACUUUUUCUCUCUUGUCAACUUUUCCAUGAGAUUUCACACUCUACGAAUAAAUCUUUUCUCCAGCAGGUAAGCCAGACAUCCCAUCUAUUCAAUUUCAUGCCCAGUUAAUUUGGGAAAUCAUUCAUUUCCCCCCUUUUUUUCUUUCCACUGAAUAGACUUAAAUCUGAGAUGCUGAACUAGAAUCCAGCCCUGGGUUUAUAGCUUGAUAAGUUGGUUCCUAUCUCAAAUCUAACAAAAUCGCUUUUGAUUGUACCUGGAAAGAUACGGAUUGUGGGACCUCUCCUUCUGUCCCCAAAAACGUCAGGCAGAACAACUUCUCCACCUCUGGAAUGGAUCAACAAGGAUUUCUAACUACUGGUGGUUUACAAAAAUAUGAUCAAAAUUAAAAGGAAGUUGUGGAAAUUUGCUGCAUCAGGAACAAUCUCUUCCAUAGAAGAAAUAGUCCCUAGUCUCAGAAUACAGACAGAGACAUCCAACAGCCUUUUCCAGCUGGGGACUCUUGAGGAUUUAGUAAAUUAAAACAACUUCAACUAUUGGCACGAGAGUCCAUUGCUCUCAGUCCAAGUCCUAGCAAUAUGCCGUGUGUUGAAAAUUAAUCCGUUGUGUCAGGUUUUCUACAAAAGAAAAAGUAUGUACCAGUAAUUGUUGUAUGUAACAUUCCUAACAAAUAUAUCUGUAUUUAAGAUAAGUUGGUUUUUUUUUUUAACUUGGUAUUUCUAAAGAUACGUGCUGGGUUUUAUUUUUUCCCAUGAGCAAUUUUGUAAGGUCCAUCUUUUGUAAAUGAAAAAUAAUAAAUUCCAAAUGGCAAUACCCUGUAGCAUUUGUGUUGCCAAGUGGAGCAUGCAUUAAAUAAAGAGACAUGUUUUU